Messenger RNA from Knipowitschia caucasica, 240 nucleotides. Lineage: Eukaryota; Metazoa; Chordata; Actinopteri; Gobiiformes; Gobiidae. The record is from the annotation of a GenBank genome assembly.
AUGAGCAAUCAUGAAGAUUCAUGGGAAAGGCUGGACACAGAGUUUGACCACUGUUUACUGGACAUGAAGCCCUAUGUGCUUAAACACCCAGAUAAGAAAGGGCGUCAGUACUGUGCCAUCUGGAUUAAAAAACUAUGCUCAAAAGGGGGACCCUGGAUCGGCCCUUUACCCAUAACCCAGAACCAGGAACCCUCAAAACACUACCUACUUACAUGUCCAUUUACUUUGAUGAACCAGUGA